Uloborus diversus is the source of this 806-nucleotide messenger RNA. RefSeq names its product calcyphosin-like protein. The transcript has 4 exons. The coding region runs from base 21 to 659 and encodes 212 amino acids. NCBI's taxonomy places the organism in Eukaryota, Metazoa, Arthropoda, Arachnida, Araneae, Uloboridae. Gene Ontology annotation, molecular function: calcium ion binding. The record is from RefSeq and is a predicted model, not a curated record.
AGGUGUUCCACAAGCGGAAGAUGCCCCGUCCCCUAUCGGCGCAGGCGCGCAACGAACAGGUGAUGAAGGAGCGAGCCUCCAAGCUACUCAUUGGUGCCGAAAACCCGCUAGAAAAACUAAGGCUGCUCUGCCUGCAGAGGGGCGCCAAAGGAAUCCUAGGACUCGGAAAGGUUUUCCGUCGCAUGGAUGACAACAACAGCGGAGAUCUCAAUUUGGAAGAGUUUACGAAGGGCAUCCGGGACACUGGGCUCGAUAUUUCUGACGAAGACGCGAAGAAGCUUUUCGAACAGUUCGACAAAGAUGGGUCCGGCAGCGUCCGGUACGAAGAAUUCCUGAGAGCAGUUAGGCCUAAAAUGUCUGCGAGUCGGCUCCUGCUGGUCGAGAAGGCGUUCGAGAAAAUGGACAAAACCGGAGACGGGCGAAUCACGUACGAGGAUUUGCGCGGCAUCUACUCCGUACAACGGCACCCCGAGUACCUCAACGGACAGCUCUCAGAGAAGCAGCUCCUCAACAAGUUCCUCAGGAAUUUUGAGGAGAACGGGGUCGUCGACGGAGUGGUGACGAAGGAAGAAUUCACCGAUUAUUACACGGGAGUGAGUGCAUCCAUUGACGAAGACGGAUACUUUGAUUUGAUGAUGAGAACGUCUUGGAAGUUAUAAUUACGUCUUUUUCUAAGAAAGAACGAUUUGUUUCUACUGCAACAGUCCCCCUUGCGAACAAAAAAAUUCAUUCCUCUGCCUCGACUCCUACGUUAAGCUUCUGCUUCAGUUUUGCGUCCAUUUACUUGUCAAUUUCAGAGCGUUGGA